Saccostrea cuccullata (small rock oyster) is the source of this 1885-nucleotide messenger RNA. RefSeq names its product zinc finger protein 664-like. Bases 102 to 1388 code for a protein of 428 amino acids. Gene Ontology annotation, biological process: regulation of transcription by RNA polymerase II. Gene Ontology annotation, molecular function: DNA-binding transcription factor activity, RNA polymerase II-specific; sequence-specific DNA binding. The record is from RefSeq and is a predicted model, not a curated record. Gene Ontology annotation, cellular component: nucleus. NCBI's taxonomy places the organism in Eukaryota, Metazoa, Mollusca, Bivalvia, Ostreida, Ostreidae. The transcript has a single exon.
GACCACGGGGGCACAUGUAGCGUCGGGCCGUAAUAAUAAUUACUAAUUAAGGGGGGUAUCUGGUUAAAUAAUCAGCAUGACACUAGUUGCUCCGGUUAACAAUGUGGCCCCUGGAACUCUUGGUAUCUUCUGGAUACCUUGAAAAAGCAUUACAACUGAUUUGUAUGUUACAUUUACAGAAAGAAGAGGCAGAUUUUGCAUCCAGACCAGAAAGUCAUCUUUUGAAUUUACACUAUAGUGUAAAUGAAAUUGAAAUUGGGAAUUUCAAACAAUCCAUAAAUGCUUGUGAAAGUGAAAGGCCCAAAGCAUAUAACAUCUGUAGGAAAACGUUUAAUCAUCCACAUGAGUUACGGAGACACAUUAGUAUACAUACUGAUGAUAAACGUCAUAAAUGUGAUGUGUGUGAAAAGUCUUUCAAAUGGACAAGGGACUUACAGAGCCACAUGAGAACACAUACAGGUGAUAGACCUUAUAAAUGUGAUGAAUGUGGAAAGGCUUUCAAAUGGACAAGUAACAUACGGAGACACAUGAGGACACAUACCGGUGAAAAAUCUUUUAAAUGUGAUGUGUGUGGGAAGGCAUUCAUUUGGACAAUUGACCUAGAGAGACACAUGAGGACACACACAGAUGAUAAGUCUUAUAUGUGUGAUGUGUGUGGGAAGGCAUUCACUCGGUCAAGUACCUUACAGACACACAUAAGGACACAUACUGGUGAUAAACCUUAUACAUGUGGUUUAUGCGGGAAGAAAACCUACCAGUUAGGUCACUUAGAGUCUCACAUGAGGACUCAUACAGGUGAAAAACCUUAUAAUUGUGAUGCAUGUGGGAAGGCAUUCAGCCAGUUACAAAAUUUUAAGAGUCACAUGGGGACACAUACAGGUGAUAAACCUUAUAAAUGUGAUGUGUGUGGAAAAGCAUUCAACUGGCCAGGAAAACUACAGAUACACAUGAGAACACAUACUGGUGAAAAACCUUAUAUAUGUGAUGUGUGUGGGAAGGCAUUUACACUGUCACAUCACCUACGAGAUCACGUAAUUAUACAUACAGGUAAAAAACUUUUUAAAUGUGAUGUGUGUGGGAAGGCAUUCAACAGAUUAAGUACUUUACAGACACACAUAAGGCUACAUACAGGUGAAAAACCUUAUAAAUGUGAUGUGUGUGGGAAGACAUUCAGCCUCUCACAAAACAUACUGAAACACAUGAGGACACAUACAGAUGAAAAAUUUUAUAAAUGUGAUGUGUGUGGGAAGGCAUUCAAUUUCUCAGAAAGCUUACUAAGGCACAUGAGGACGCAUACAGGUGAAAAACUUUAUAAAUGUGAUAUGUGUGCGAAGGCAUUCACCAGAUUACAUAACUUACAGAGUCACAAAAGGACACAUACAGGUUAAAAACCUUAUAUUUGUGAUUCGUGGUGGAAGGCAUUCAACCUCUCACAAAACGUACAGAGUCACAUGAAGACACAUACAUGGGAAAACCCUUAUAAAUGUGUGUAUGUGGGAAGGCAUUCUUACACUCACAGCACUUCAAGAGUCACAUGAGGACACAUAUAGAUGAUAAUCCUUAUAUAUGUGAUGUUUGUGGAAAGGCAUUCCAUUGUUCAAAAAAUUUCAAAAGACAUUGUAAAAUACAUAGUGGUGACAAACCUUACAUGUGUGAUUGUGUAAGAAAAUCUGUGAAAAUCGGAUUUAAGCAAACACAUGAGGACACAUACAGAUGAGAACUCUAUGAUGUGAUGUAUGUGAAAGGCAUUUAAACAAUUAAGUAACUUACAAUUGUAUAUUUUUUUUUGUAUAUUUCUAUUAAUAUUACUUAGAUAUACGAGGGUCAUUCAAAAAGUUCGUAGACUUUUGUCCAAACUUUUUUAUUUAACGUCAUAUUAUAUCCA